This is a messenger RNA of Lactuca sativa (garden lettuce), 519 nucleotides long. Lineage: Eukaryota; Viridiplantae; Streptophyta; Magnoliopsida; Asterales; Asteraceae. The record is from RefSeq and is a predicted model, not a curated record.
AUGACUGCCUAUGAGCUGCUAAAAGGGAGAAAGCCUGAUAUAUCCUAUUUUCAUGUUUUUGGAUGUAUGUUCUAUAUCUUGAAUCAGAAGGACCAACGUUCAAAAGUUGAAGCAAAAGUUAAUAAAGUCUUCUUCUUGGGAUAUUCAAUUGAAUCUAAAGCCUUUAGAGUUUUCAAUCAUCCAAGGCAAGUCAUUAAGGAAUCGAUACAUGUUACAUUUGAAGAUGUGUCAUUCAUUCAAGAUCGAACAAAUCAUCAUGCCAACAUUCUUAACGAGCAUGUUCAUAGUCCAUCUAACUCUCUUUCUGAGACAAUUGUCCCAAACAUUGACCAUGAUCUCAAUCAUCUCUAUAGUGCUGAGGACCCAAUUGAUGCUAAAGAUCAAUCUCAUAAUGCUGGAGAUUCAAAACAUGAAGUAAUUCUAAAUCAUAAGGAACCACUCUCUAAUGAUGAAUCAAUCAACAACAAUGAUUUAAAUCAUAUAUUCCAUCAUGAUCACCUUGAAUCUCAGACCAUGUGA